Oryza sativa Japonica Group (Japanese rice) is the source of this 1313-nucleotide messenger RNA. RefSeq names its product protein CONSERVED IN THE GREEN LINEAGE AND DIATOMS 27, chloroplastic. The record is from RefSeq and is a predicted model, not a curated record. Lineage: Eukaryota; Viridiplantae; Streptophyta; Magnoliopsida; Poales; Poaceae.
UCGCCCGUGUGCCACGGUGCCACCAGCGCCACGUAAAAGAUGCAAGGCGCCUAUGAGGCUACGAGACGAGCUGCCGCCCCCACCGGUAAACCGUGCAGGAUAACACGUACGUGACCGGUAGUAAUACACAUAUACACACCGGGCCACCGGCCGGUAGGGAGUUCUCGCGGUUUUGUCGUUCGAUCGAUCGAUCGUGUCCAUGCUGCUCCGGCUGAAGGCCGUCGCCGUCCAUCCGGCGGCGCUCCUUGGGCGACCGCGCAGCCAUGACGCACCCCAGCUCGUCGGUCGCACGGGCGCGUCGACGACGACGGCGAGGCGGAGGGCGGCGAGGAGCGCCGUGACGGUGACGAUGGCGCUCAAGGAGGAGCCGGAAGGCAGCCGUAGCGGCUUCGCCGGCGGCGUUCCGAGCUGGGACCCCGGGCUGGAGAUCCAAGUCCCUUUCGAGCAAAGACCGGUGAACGAGUACUCCGCCCUCAAGGAUAGCGUACUCUACUCGUGGGCAGAGCUGAGCCCGGGGUCAUUCUUCCUGCGCCUAGGCAGCCUGUGGCUGAUCACCUUCACGGUGCUCGCCGCGCCCAUUGCAGCUGCAAGUUUCAGUCCAGGAAAGGAUCCACUCAAAUUCGUGCUAGCAGCUGGGAUUGGAACUCUGCUCCUCGUCUCUUUGGUCGUUCUCCGGAUUUAUCUGGGUUGGAGCUACGUUGGUGAUAGGCUGUUGUCGGCGGUUGUGCCGUACGAAGAAACCGGAUGGUACGACGGCCAAAUGUGGGUCAAGCCACCAGAGGUAUUGGCUCGUGACAGGCUCUUGGGAUCUUACAAGGUAAAGCCGGUGAUUAACCUGCUGAAGCAGACGCUGGUGGGCACCGGCGCUCUGCUGGUCGGCGCGGUGUCGCUGUUCGCGUUCGCGGCCCCCGUCGAGGACUUCCUGCACUCCGUGAACGCACCACCAUCCGCUGCCUCCUCCAAGCCCAGUCUCAGAAGGGAGGAGCUGCUGCGUCUGCCCGUGGAGGUGAGGCAAGACGACGACCUCGCCGCUGCCGCCGCGGAGGCCGCCGACGGACGGCCGGUCUACUGCAGGGACCGCUACUACCGGGCGCUCGCCGGCGGGCAGUACUGCAAGUGGGACGACCUGCUCAACUGACAAAAUACUUCUGUAUUACCCAACGGAUACGGUGUGCAGUGUGUCCUGAAUCCUGAUAUAUGCAGAUUGGCAUGCGAAGCCUCCGCAACUGUGUAAUCGGAACGAAAUUUUGUGACCAUUGGUUGCGUUAAUGGGACAGAUAGAUAAAUGCUUAAUUUAUUGGAUGCUUGAUCGA